GUUUUUGCAAUCUAAAAUUCAUUGCAACAUGUAACACAUGAGCUAUGAAUAAAACAGGUAAAAUCUUUCAAGUUGAACCAUUUGAACCAUUUGAGUAACAAAGGACUACUCAGGAAAAGAGGAAAAUCACAUCAAAAAGCAGUAUGAAGACUAUUUUCCUUUUAAUUACGACUAUCUUGACUUUAAAUAUAACUUCAGACUCGCAUAGCUUGGAUUGCUCAAAAAAACUUAUGGCACAAGACAUACAAAUUACUUGCAAACGAAUGACAGAUGGUAAAGAUAGAAAGCCAAAAUUUGUUAUUAAACUCAAAGAGGACAGCGAGCUGACUACACCAGAGAGCGACUGUACAACAACCAACUGUACGAUAACGUGUCAACAGCUGAUAGCCCUAGAGGACCUUGGUAUAGGCCAACACAAACUCUUUGCAAUACUGUAUUUAACAUCUGGUCAAGUAUACAGUUAUUCAGCUGAAGUUUCAAUAACUUUAGAUUUUCCCAGCAUAGCACUAAAAAACUGUGACUAUGAUGAAAGACACAACAUUUCAGUACAUUGUAUGUGUGAGAGAACCGAUGUCAGUGAAAUUGAGACGUGGAUCUACAUGUACAUUAAUGAUGUGGAACAAUACAAAACCAGUGGCAAUAACUUACAAUUUUCGUCAGUCAUAAGUGGUUCUACAGCUCUUAGGUGUGUAGCUGAAAAUGGUGCAGGAUGGAGAUCAAAUACGGCUUCUGUAUAUUACAAUUUACCUAAUAAAGUAUCAAUCUACAAUAGAAAGAACGCAGGAAUGGCAUUGGCAGUGCUCAUUGUGGUUGCAUGUGCGCUUUAUUAUAAAUUGUCUGCCUCCCGAAAAUUUCAAGUGCUCUCCCCUCCCCACACCGGAGAAAAAUGUCUCGAACAAACACUGAACAUUGUGGACAAUAAGCGUAGCUGCGAUCGAAUUGGCACCAACGCUGGAGUUCAUGCUGUAUCAAAGUCAUCAUGCUCUCAAUCGCUUGUACAAAACAUCUCACAGAUGAAAAAAAAGACACUUUGUGAACUUGGGAUUUCUUAUGAAGGAUCGGUUCCAGAAAAAUUGAUACUUAAAAGUAAAUUACAAGAUCGAGAUAAAGAAAAUUUACAACUUCGGAUUUCUCGUCUUGCCUUGGUUCGAGAAAUAAAUCAUCUGAAAUAUGAACUAGAUGUACAUAAAGAAUCUUUAAGUAUCAAAGGCAGAUCAUUGGAAGAAUCAGAGAAACAAACAGAUCACCUAAAUCUAAAACUAAAAGAAUAUCAAGAAAUAGUCAGCAACCAAUGCAAGUUAAUGGACGAAUUAAAAGAUUACUCAGAGUUGCUUAAAAAUAAACAACUAAUUCAAGAUAAAGAACAUUCUCAACUUCGGAAUUCUGGUGAUGCCUUGGUUCGAGAAAUAAAUCAUUUGAAAUAUGAACUAAAUGUACACAAAGAAUCUUUAAGUAUCAAAAGCAGAUCAUUGGAAGAAUCAGAGAAACAAACAGUGAUGCUUAAAAAUAAAUUACAAGAUCAAGAUAAAGAACAUUUCCAACUUCGUAUUUCUCGUGAUGCCUUGGUUCGAGAAAUAAAUCAUCUACAAUAUAAACUAGAUGUGCAUAAAGAAUCUUUAAUUAUCAAAAGCAGAUCAUUGGAAGAAUCAGAGAAACAAAAUGUGUUACUAAAAAACAAAGUACUAGUUCAAGAUAAAGAGUGCUGCGAACUUCGAAUUUCUAAUCAGGCGUUGGAACAAGAAAAAAAUCUUCUAAAAAAAGAACUAGAUGAACAUAAAGAAUCUUUAAGUAUCAAAAGCAGACCAUUGGAAGAAUCAGAAAAACAAACAGGAAGUGCCUUCGAUCAUAAGGAUGUCAACAUGGGUUUGGUCAGUGAAGACUUACAAAAGUAUCUUACAGGUAGACAUGAAGUGCAAGAAUGUAGUAAAGGUCAAACCAAGAUAGGACUACGCAAACAUUUUGUAAACUGCAAGAAAAAUCCUGGCCAUAAAAUGUUUAUACCCGUAAAGAAUUUUACUACCGAACAUUUUUCAUCGGAUUACCGUGAUGAUGACCUAAUUGACCUCACAAAAGCCUUGGCUGACCUUACGGUCAUGAUUGCCGUUAAGUUCACCAGUCCAGACAGACCAAAGUUUGUAGAGGGCACUAAAAUUCUAUAUCCUUGCUACAACACCAGGGGACAGGACUUGCUGAGAACAGGGACUGGGUGGGUGAAGAGGGUGGACAAGAAAACAGUUGAAAUGAACAUUAAAUGUCAAUGCUCUGAAUGUAAACUUUCGGACACACCCAGCAAAGAGUGGUGGGUGGUUUAUGUGCAAACAUCCAGACAUGUGAUAUUUGAUUCAAGUGAGGUGAAACAGUCCAGCUGUAGACUAUGGUUUGAUGAUGAUAAAAGUCCAGGGGAAAACAUUUCUGGAUGGGAGAUAGUUGGGUCAAAUACUAAAAAAAACUUUUGCUAUAUGUAUUAUGUGACACAUGACUUAGUUUUAGGUGAUAAACUGGAGAAUAUGAUGAAGCGGUUUAAUGUCUUGGAUAAGAAAGUAAGUGCCAAAUACGAGAGCCGUAGAGAUGUGGACAAGCUGACCAUUAUAGUGUCACAUCCUCAUGGCUGUUCUAAGCAGGUCUCUGUAGGUCACUGGGUGGACAGAAAGGUACAUAGUCAGGAGGUGCAGGGGAAAAUGUUGACAUGGUACACGUACACAAAUUGUACCUGUCCUGGUAGCAGUGGGGCUCGAGUAUACCGACUAGGAUAUUAUGGGUGUGAACUUUACCACAGUUUAGCUUACCGUAACUCUGUAUUAAAAUGUAGUAGUCUGUAUUUGGAAAGGUGUAGUACUGUAUGUGAAUAAGCAUAGCACACUAAACAAACUUGAGUUUUAGAAGUAUAGAGAUAGAGAUGUCAUGGGUAUUUUAUAUUCUUUAUAUGACCACAAGUCUUUAGGGUACUCUGGAAUCGGAUGUCCAAUAUUUUUUUUUAUGGUUGGAAGAAGCAACUACUCGAUGCUUUACUGUUCAAAUUUUGGACGGUCUUCAGUACAUACAGCAAAAUAUAUUAAAUUGUUGAUCUGACUUUAGUAGCUAAGGUUCAAAGAAUGAUGUGAUAAAAUAAUGUUUACACACAAACGUAGCCCUGAUAAACAUACCUCAACGAGUUGAUAUCGGAGGAUUUUAAAGUUGUUUAAUAUGUCUAUCCUGGCUCUAACAUUUUACUUGAAUACAAUCAGAAUAUCGAGAUAACAGAUGUUGGAAUCUCAAAAUGGAUUGAUGGUAACGGAGUGGUCACAGAAGAUGCAACAAUAAGAUACAUGGCAACAGGAGGAUUAUAAACUACACUAUCAAGUAAUAUAUUUGGUAGGGGCUUUAAUUUUAAACAUUGAAGUAAACAAAACAAGACUUAUAAAAGCUUAACACACAUAUUAUAAUUGUAAUAUUUAUUGUUGCUACUUCAAAAAAGAAUAAUGUUUUUUUUGCUAUUAUAUUUGUAUAUUUACAAAGCGCAUUGAUAUGACAGACUGUUAAAUUAAAUAUAGAAAGUUUUAUUUAUUAAUAAACACUACAAAUAAAAUUCAUGUAAACAUUCGAUAUUUUUUACUAGAUAAAUUGACAAGCACACUUUUUAAAAAUAAAUUUAGAGAUGCCGUGUGUCUUUAAAACCCUAAAUUUUAUAUCAGUAAACAUGCAUGUGUGCUAUAGUUUUGGAUUUGUUUCGAUACAAUUUCCCCAGGUGUUGCGAUACACAUUUACCAGCAUGCUCUCUUCAGUGGUUUAGCAAAAUGUAUGAUAGAUGACAAAAUAGUGUACCAUGUCACAUGCCAAUAAUAGUUUGAUGAAAAUAGUUUGACAUAGCGAGUGGAGGUUAUAAAAAAAUUGACAUCUACAUUUUGCGACCAUUAAGGUUCUACAAUGCCCCAUAGCUGUAUACAAAUCAACAGAUGUAGUGUUAAGCAUAUUAUA
Physella acuta is the source of this 3954-nucleotide messenger RNA. RefSeq lists its product as uncharacterized. NCBI's taxonomy places the organism in Eukaryota, Metazoa, Mollusca, Gastropoda, Physidae. The record is from RefSeq and is a predicted model, not a curated record.